CUUGAGCUGGGCAGGAUCUUUGAGUUUGGUCUGAGCUCAAGUGCUUCUGUAUUUCCUACGGCACAGCAGUGACCUCUUCCCCCACCAGCAUGACUUCACAUAACCCAGACAAGAGCUGAGAGAAGAAGCACCAAGAGAACAAAAUGCCGCAGCCAAAGUGUAGCCCCAACAAAGAGGAGGAGGAAGAGGACAUUAUUGAGGGUGACGAUGAGAAUGAUGACUAUGAUUCUGUCUGUGAGGAAGAGAAUGGUGAUGGAGUUGACCAAGAUGAUAAAGAGAAGUGGCACAACCACAUCCACACCAGAGAGAAGCUAUUUCCCUGUGCUGAGUGUGGCAAGAGCUUCAGUUACAGAUCUGCCCUCACCGUCCACCAGUGCACACACACUGGCGAGAAGCCCUUCCCCUGCCCAGACUGCGAUAAAAGCUUCAGACAGAUGCAACACCUCACGCAGCACUGCCACACUUACAGCAGUGGGAAGCCCUUCUGCUGCGCUGACUGCAGCAAGGGCUUCAGCAGCAGAUCUGCCCUCACCACCCACCAGUGCUCACACAGUACUGAGAAUCCCUUCACCUGUGCUGACUGCAGCCAGAGUUUCAGCUACGGAUCUACCCUCACCAUCCACCAGCGCACACACACUGGUGAGAAGCUCUUCACCUGUACUGACUGUGGCAAGAGCUUCAGGCAGGGCUCCGCCCUCACGCAGCACUGCCUUAUGCAUACUGGUGAGAAGGUCUCCUGCCCUGACUAUGGCAAGACCUUCAGCUGCAGCUCUACCCUCAACAACCACCACCAGAUUCACACCAGAGAGAAGCUGUUCCCCUGUCCAGAGUGUGGCAAGAGCUUCACCCUGAGAUACAGACUCCUCCAGCACCAUCUCACCCAUACCAGUGAGAAGCCCUUCACCUGCACUGGCUGUGACAAGAGCUUCAGGCACAAAUCCAACUGUAUGUCUGCGGUGACUGCAGCCAGUGUUUCACUGACAAGUCCUCUCUCACCAAGCACCAUCAUGUGCACACUGGGGAGAAGCCCUACAGCUGUGCAGUGUGGCAAGAAUUUCAAGUGCAGCUCCAGUCUCACCCAGCACCACCACACCCAUGUCUGACCAGCCCACAUUGGGGGGUAGUUACAAAUAGACUCCCCUUGGGUCUGUUUGGGUAAUUGGGACCAUCCCAAGAGGGACUUUCCAGUAGAUGGAACCAAAAUCACCUCUUUUUCACCUGCAUUUCUCAGGAGUUGGGGGCUCCAGCAGGAACAACCAACCCCUGCCCUUCUAAACACCAAUCGGUGGUGGUGAGAAUAAUUACAGUGAUGAGUUGGCACAGCUGGUACUGCCACUGGAGCGGUGCUGAGCUUCACCAGGAUUUCUCUCUUUCUUCCCAAAUACUUUGUGUCUCCCUGGGUUAAAAAAAAAGCCCUGUCCAUUGCCCAUGUGUCAAUAAUCACCCAAAGUUACGCAAAUGCUGUCUUUUUCAUUUUUAAUUGGGAUAUUUCUUCCCACAAUGCCCACAUGCUGGGGGCAUUUGUUCUCUCGGAGUGGGACUGGAGCU
Molecule: messenger RNA, 1548 nt
Organism: Pogoniulus pusillus (Red-fronted tinkerbird)
Lineage: Eukaryota; Metazoa; Chordata; Aves; Piciformes; Lybiidae
Product: oocyte zinc finger protein XlCOF19-like
Exons: 1
Coding region: 144-1103 (319 amino acids)
Biological process (GO): regulation of transcription by RNA polymerase II
Molecular function (GO): RNA polymerase II cis-regulatory region sequence-specific DNA binding; DNA-binding transcription factor activity
Source: RefSeq, a predicted model, not a curated record